Molecule: messenger RNA, 1953 nt
Organism: Vollenhovia emeryi
Lineage: Eukaryota; Metazoa; Arthropoda; Insecta; Hymenoptera; Formicidae
Exons: 4
Coding region: 282-1742 (486 amino acids)
Cellular component (GO): nucleus
Molecular function (GO): DNA binding
Source: RefSeq, a predicted model, not a curated record
AAGUACCAAGUGUAAAGGCGCAGCCAGUGACCUAACCAAGGAGCAACUCGGUCCCGCGAUCACGAAGAGCAGCGUCGACCUUCGGUUGUUUUCAAUCCUGUUUCGGUGUGCGGCCGGCACAGGCGCAGAGUACACACGGACGCUCGUAUGCGUGAGCACCGUGGUGCAGCCAGGUGCAGCACCCGAGGGUGCUAGAAUCCCACGGUUUGGAUCACUGGCGUGUAGUUGUGAAAAAAAAUUUGUGAAAUCUGACAUCAAGUUCCAUUGAGGAGAAUCUGACCAUGAAGAAGAGUACAGUUCGAGUACCACGAGUAACGAAUAAGCGCCGACAAUGGAACCAUGAAGAUUUGGCGAAGGCCGUGGCGGCAGUUCGGAGCGGUAAAAUGGGAUAUUUGAAGGCUGCGAAAGAGUUCAAAGUCCCAAAAGGAACAGUAGAAAGGCAUGCGAAGAUGGAAGAAUCAAAAUCUAACGCUAUGCUCCUGAAAAAACUCGGACGACCACGGAUUUUUACUGACAGUCAGGAGGAAAAACUUGUAGAAUACAUACUGACCAUGGAAUCAAAAUUCUGCGGAUUAACGAAGCGUGACCUACAGUGCAUGGCCUAUCAAUUUGCUAAGGCGAAUAAUAUACCAAAUCCGUUCCAGGAGGAGGCGGCUGGAAAAAAGUGGUUUUAUUCCUUCAUGAACAGACACAAAAAUGUGCUUUCAAUACGAAAACCAACCAACACACCGUUUGCUCAAUCCAGUAGCUUUACUCGCGAGAAUGCCAAUAUAUUUUACGACAACCUGAAUAACAUUUAUGAAAAAUAUAAGUUCACGCCCGACAGGAUUGUCACUAUAAAUGAAACAGGCAUAACAGUUGUUCAGUCGGAAAUUCCAGAAGUUAUAGUUUUAAAUGACGAAAGGCAGGUUGACUCAUUGACAGCGCCCGAGAGAGCCAAGUUAAUCACUGUUGUUAUCGCCAUGAGUGCUACAGGAGUGUAUGUCCCCCCUAUGAUAAUCUUUCCACGAAAAUUAAUGAACGCACGACUGAUGAAGGGAGCUCCACCGGGUGCAAUUGGCGUUGCCCAUUCUUCUGGAUGGAUUCAAACAGAUUUGUUCACGCAGUGGUUCGUGCACUUCUUGGAAAUCAUGAAGCCGUCUACAGAAUCACCUGUGUUGUUAAUUUUAAAUGGCCACAGUACUCACACUCGAAAUAUCGAUGUGAUCGACUUGGCGUUGAAGUACCACGUAAUUAUGCUCACAAUCCCUCCGCACUCGAGUCACAAGCUCCAGCCACUCGACAAAGCAUUUAUGAGCGCUUUUAAAACCAAUUACAGCGAAGAAAUCCGCGCGUGGAUGCACAAUAACGCUCGUCCCCUCUCGGCCGUCGAUAUGGCCGAGCUUUUCAACAACGCGUACGCUAAAGUACAAACGGCCCUUAUUGCGAUCAACGGGUUCCGCGAAACUGGUAUCUAUCCGUUCAAUAGGGACCUUUUUACCGAUGCUGACUUUAUCGAAUCGGAGAAUACCGCUCGGGAAGUUUCUCAGGCCCAGAUUGUUUCUGUCAGACGAGAAACCGAGGAAUACUCGGUCAAAACCACGUUUCAAGCAACAGACGAUAAUUCCGAGACGGCAGAAGUAAAGGAUGACGACCCAUCCUUGCCUCCCAGUAUUCCAGGACCGUCAACUUCUGCUUUCCAUGAGACGUCAACGAGGAUCGAGUCCAGAAGGCAUGUUUCCAGUGCCAAGAAUUGUUCAUAAAGUCGGCGCUCGAGGCCGACGAUAAACAGUUUCGUCAUUUAUAAAUAUCGCGAGUGCUAGCUACUGAUGAAAAUAACAAAUGCAGGCAACAACACCUGUGAAACGAAAGUGUAAACAAACUAAAAAUAACUUUAGCGACUCGUACUAAAACUACUUGAGCUUUUACAUUACAUUUGUAUUUAAUAAACUUUUAAUUAUAUUGCGAUACUCA